UUCAGUUAUCUGUCUAUAAAAUGGUACCGUCAGAGUAGUGUUCAUUACAACAAUCAAUCCAACACCUGUGGAAAGCUGCUCAUCCAUGGCUUCCUUUCUGCUACUGCUUCUGUUUCUGUUCUCCUUCCUAUCUUGUCCCCUCAUCUCUUCCACAUCACCGCUUCAAACCCCCAAGCACUACAUUGUUUAUAUGGGAAGUUCAAGGAAUGAUCACAAGGGAGAAGAAGGUGCCAGACUUGCAGAGUCAGCCCAUUGGCAUUUAUUGUCAUCCAUUAUACCCAGCCAGGAGACUGAAAGAAUAUCUUUAAUCCAUUCUUAUCACCAUGCUUUUAGAGGGUUCUCUGCAAUGCUUACUGAGCAUGAAGCUUCCUUGUUAUCUGGCCACUCUGAGGUCCUCUCUGUCUUUCCUGACACGGUUCUUCGACUCCACACAACUCGUUCUUGGGAUUUCUUGGAUGCUCAAUCUGGCAUCGCAUCAAGGCUUGGUUAUUACCAACACCAUCACUCAUCGUUGCAUGAUGUUAUAAUUGGAGUAAUAGAUACAGGCAUAUGGCCUGAAUCUCCAAGCUUUAAUGAUGACCACAUGGGGAAAAUUCCUUCAAGAUGGAAAGGAGUUUGCAUGGAGGGAUUUCAAUUUAACAAGUCUAAUUGUAACAGGAAGUUGAUUGGUGCAAGAUUCUAUGAUGUCCUGUCGAAGUUCCCAGGCUCACCAAGAGAUGAUGCUGAGGGACAUGGGACGCACACUGCAUCUACUGCAGCUGGUUCACCAGUUGCAAAUGCUAGUUUUUACGGUUUGGCUAGAGGUACAGCGAGAGGUGGGGCUCCCUCUGCUAGGAUUGCAAGUUAUAAGGUCUGUUCAGAAAAUGGUUGCUCAGGUGCUGCUACACUAAAGGCCAUUGAUGAUGCUAUUAUGGAUGGAGUUGACAUAAUAUCAAUUUCAAUGGACGCUAAUAGUCAGGUGGAAUUUUUAGAAGAUCCCAUUGCCAUUGGAGCAUUCCACGCUGAGCAAAUGGGGGUGAUGGUAAUUUGCUCUGCCGGAAAUUUUGGUCCAGAUGCAUACACCGUUUCUCACACAGCUCCAUGGAUCCUUACAGUUGCAGCUUCAAGUAUUGACAGGGAUUUUCAGUCCAGGGUGAUGCUUGGCAAUGGAAGAACUAUUAAGGGAUCUGCAAUCAAUUUUUCAGGUCUCACACGCUCAAAGAUGUAUCGGCUGGCACUUGGAGAGCAUGUUGCUAUUAAUAAAACUCUUGUAUCAGAUGCAAGGAAUUGCGUUCCAGAUUCAUUAGACUCAAAAAAAGCUUCAGGAAAGAUAAUCAUUUGUGUUACUAGCAACCAAGAUAUUCCAACAACUGACAGGGCAUUUGCUGUAGAAUCUGUCAACGCCAAGGGGUUGAUUUUAGUUGGCGAAAACACAGAAGAUGAAACUUAUAAUGCAGGUUCUUUUCCUCUGACUCAAGUUGAGAAGCAUGAAGGGCAUCUGAUCUUCAACUACAUGAAGUUCAGCAAGAAACCUGUAGCAACUAUUCUUCCUUCGGUUGAUGUCUUAGGGAUUAGACCAUCACCAAUUGUUGCAUCCUUCUCAUCAAGAGGCCCUGGAAACUUUACAGAAAACAUCCUCAAGCCAGAUAUAAUGGCUCCAGGAGUGGACAUUUUGGCAGCAGUUCCUCCUGUGACGGAUGAACCAGGUCUUCCCAGAGGGACAUCAAUUUUUGGCAUUAAAUCUGGAACCUCCAUGGCCUGCCCCCAUGUAUCAGGGGCUGCUGCUUUUAUAAAAUCAGUGCAUCCGCAUUGGAGCUCAUCAAUGAUCAGAUCUGCUCUCAUGACAACAGCAACCAUUUCUAACAACAUAGGAAAGCCAUUGACAAACACCUCAAGGUAUCUUGCAAAUCCACAUGAAGCUGGCGCAGGAGAAAUAAGUCCAGCCAGGGCUCUCGAUCCAGGCCUAGUCUUUGAAACCACAGAAGAAGAUAAUCUCCGUUUCCUUUGUUAUUACGGAUACCCGCAGGAAAGAGUAAAGAACAUGACGAAGACAAAAUUCAAAUGCCCAAAGAAAUCUCAAGAAGAGCUUAUCUCAAGUAGUAUCAACUACCCAUCAAUCUCCAUAGGCAAGCUCGAUCGAACCCAGGCAGCUCAGAUCAUUAGAAGGAAGGUGACUAAUGUGGGGUCUGGAAAUGCGUCGUACUAUUCCAGAGUGCAUGCUCCAAAGGGAUUACUGGUGAAGGUUUCUCCAAAGAAAAUAAAUUUUGAUGAGAGCAAGAGAAAGGCAUCAUUUAGAGUGUUGUUUAAUGGCAAGAAAGCUCACAAGGGAUAUCAUUUUGGACAUGUAAUUUGGUCUGAUGGCCAUCACAGAGUUCGUGUCGUUUUUGCAGUUAAUGUUGAAUAGGAGUCUAUAUGUACUUCUGCAAAUCUAUUUUUCCCUUUUCUCUAUUAGAGAAGAGAGAGAAAAAGAGGGGAAAAAAUAAUUUUAAGAAAUUAAGGGAUGAAACUGUAUACAAGUAAAAUAUUUAAGUAUUAAAUAGUAAUUUUAUUUUAAA
This is a messenger RNA of Manihot esculenta (cassava), 2534 nucleotides long. RefSeq names its product CO(2)-response secreted protease. Gene Ontology annotation, biological process: proteolysis. Gene Ontology annotation, molecular function: serine-type endopeptidase activity. The transcript is spliced from 11 exons. The coding region runs from base 86 to 2383 and encodes 765 amino acids. The record is from RefSeq and is a predicted model, not a curated record. Lineage: Eukaryota; Viridiplantae; Streptophyta; Magnoliopsida; Malpighiales; Euphorbiaceae.